AAAAUGUCCAAAGGAGCUGUCAAAUUUACAAAGGAAGAUGAGCUUUUGCUGAAGGAUUUUUCUUCCGCUGUUUCCAAAAAGAAUCAAGUCGUUUUCUACGGAAUUUCGUCUUUUGUUGGAAUUACACCAAUUUAUUUGUUUUAUGGGGCCCAUCAAAUGGAAAUUUCUGAUUCAUGGUUUAUUUGGAUUGCGGCUGCUGUUGGCGUUGCUUAUUUGUUGGCGCUUUCUUAUAAAAAUAUGAAACACGUGCUUAAACAUCAGAUUGUUAUUAAACGAGGAGAUGCUAUUGCUCGUGAAAUGAAUCGGUUACUUGCAGAUGACAAGAAGAUGUCGAAGAAAGAAAGAGAUGAACGAAUAUUAUGGAAGAAAAAUGAAGUUGGCGAUUACGAAGCAACGCUUUUUACUAUUUUUUACAACAAUGUGCUUUUCUUUGCGCUUCUCAUCUUUCUUUCCUUUUUUGUUCUCGCCAGUAUCACGCCUCCAUUUAAUUGUCUUGUUUCAAUGCUUGGUUCAGCUGGUAUUGUUCUUUUAUUGUCUACAUCAAAAUGAUUGGAAAUUAAUUUAAAAAGACAAUUGUUUUGUUGUGUACA
Messenger RNA from Meloidogyne enterolobii, 590 nucleotides. Lineage: Eukaryota; Metazoa; Nematoda; Chromadorea; Rhabditida; Meloidogynidae. The record is from the annotation of a GenBank genome assembly.